Messenger RNA from Exophiala mesophila, 3982 nucleotides. RefSeq lists its product as hypothetical. NCBI's taxonomy places the organism in Eukaryota, Fungi, Ascomycota, Eurotiomycetes, Chaetothyriales, Herpotrichiellaceae. Gene Ontology annotation, cellular component: nuclear pore; nuclear pore outer ring. Bases 179 to 2623 code for a protein of 814 amino acids. The transcript has 3 exons. Gene Ontology annotation, biological process: protein import into nucleus; post-transcriptional tethering of RNA polymerase II gene DNA at nuclear periphery; mRNA export from nucleus. Gene Ontology annotation, molecular function: structural constituent of nuclear pore. The record is from RefSeq and is a predicted model, not a curated record.
CAGGAACUUGCGGUUUUCUCAAAGGAAUAAAAAGGUGCCAGGGCAUGCUACUAUCCUGUCAAGUCCUGCCGGUGGAAUUCCAAGUUGCAACUCAUCCUUCCACUGAUGGGACUAUCUUCUGAGUUCCUCUCCUCGCAUCGAUUGAUCAACAGCUAGGAUUACACCAAUCUUUCCCCCAAUGGCUCCCAUUACUCGAUCGUCAAGGCAGGGUAACCCGUCUUCUUUCUCUGAACGAACUCCGUUCUCUGCCGCAACCCUUUCCAAGUCCGACCGGUACAGCCAGGAUGAGAAUAUGGUCGAUGACUAUGAGGAGGAACUCUUUGAGCAAGAGUCUCCCUUUCAGUCAUCCGCCCAGGACAUCUUACGGCCUCUACAAGACACAGCAGAUCGUGUGAGUCGGCAAGUUGAGGAGUUUGCGAAGACUCUGGACCUCUUUGUGGCCGACCGAGACCCUUCUGAUCAGACGCUAUGGAAUGAUGCAUUUGCGCUACUGGAAAAUUACAGUAAUAUUGCCCUCAAUCGGCUAAAGCGCACGGCUUCCCACGAAUCAGACGUUCAGGUACAAAAGAUCCAGCUUGAAUGCGACCUCUGGAUCUUGAUUCGAAAUUUGCUACUUACAAACUCACCUGACCUUAUGAGAGAGGCGAGCGCUGCCCAAGGAUCACGCCUAGGCGAUCUCCACCGCUACUCAAAGAACGCUGAUAUCUGGGAAGCCUUUCUUGACUCCGACAUCCUUGCACAAGACUAUGAAUGUAUUCUGUCAUGGCUACAAGAAAGAGAAGUCACAACAGCGCCACCUUUGGAAGAAGUGGUCCGUCUCCUAAGUCCUCGCUCGAACAGCAGCGAGGGCGUUUGGAGUGCGGGACCUCUCUAUACGCAGACCGCCAUCAAACGUCAAAAACGCUCGAGGCUGACAUCUGAACCCCUGGACCCCUCGCUCCCGAGCCUUAAGAACGAUCAUGUCAGAGGGGACGGACGAGCCCUUGUAACUCAAUUGGACCCGGAUGCCCCCACACGCCAGUCUGCUUCACUCCAGGAACAGGAUGAGAAUCACGAGCAAACGGCCUGGCGCACCUAUUGGGAGAUGCUACGCCGUGGUCAAAAGCCAAGUUCGGUGGCAGAAUGGUGGGCUGAACGCAAGGAGUCCUGGCGUCAUGCAGCCCUCAAUGUUGGCGGUCCUGCAACGCCAAAUCUCGUCGACUCGCCUUGGCAGCGCAUUUAUGGCAUCGCUUCCAACCCGGAAUGGCUGGAUGUGUGUGAGAGAUUGUCACGCGAAGGAUCUCUUGAUAAGUACCAGAGAGCAGUUUAUGGAAUCCUCGUUGGCAAUUUGAGCUCCUCCACGGCUGUAAGCGAAACGAUCGAUGAUCAAUUGUUCUCGAUCUUCAAUGCAUACCUUAUCGAGCGGUACGCAGCAUACUGGAGCGCCUUCAAACGCCGUGUCAGUGGCUCCGAGUUGCUUGAAUACCAUCCACCACAGUUUGCGGAUAAAGCCCUGAAGACAUUUUCGAGAAAGGCACUUUCCAAUGAAGAAGCGCGUCAACCACAUAAAUUCCUGCAAUUGGCAGCAGUUACAAAAGAUUUCAAUACGUUCCUCCUUGAAAUGGGAGUAGCCGCUGCACACACGGCACAGACGUCUGACGUUGGAGUCCGCUUGAUUGACGAGUCGACUGCAGAAGGAAGUGAAAUUGCUCGAAUCAACGCGCAAGAUCCUGACACAAUAAGAAUUGUGGCCCAUCUCCAACUGGCCUUGCAGUGCUUGGGGCUUUUGGACCCAUCAUUCGCACAAAACCAGUACGAAAUGGAGAACAAUAUCGUCAACUAUAUCGGUUGGCUUGAAACCCAAGGAAAGUAUUCUUUGAUUCCGCUAUACGUAUCAAAGCUAUCCGCAGACCGAGGGGAGCACGUGCUGGCCACCAUUCUUGUCAACGUGACCGAUGAUGCAGAACGUCGACAGCAAGUGAGGCUGAUCAACCAGUUCAAUAUCAACAUCUCUGCUGUCGCGUACGGGGUCUUCACUCUAGCCAACAUGGAUGCACUUCAGAGACUUCGCUCUGGAGGUGGCCCGCCGACUGCUCCGCGUAUCGUUGAGCAAGGAGGAGCUUCUAAAACUGCAAUGCUCAAGAUCAGAUCUGGCCUGAUGGAAGGAGAGAUUACCGAAGAGGACGAAAGAGCGAUUCAAAGCGUGGAAUGGUUUCGUCACACAGAAGCAGACCAAUGGGGAACUGCGGCUUGGUCGGUUGCCAUGUUAUACAAGUCUUUCCUCUUCGAUGGCAAAUUUGCCGCUCUUAGAUUGCUGUCUGAGCGCACGGAGCUCUCGCAGUAUUCUUUGGAUGCUGUGGGGAUGAAUCUCAUGCUCGUCGAGGGCGAUGCGAUCCCACGGGAUUUGUCAUACAAGGACGAAGAUGAAGAUGAAGAUGCAGGCGAGGAUGAAGAACGCUUUCAUCCCAUCAGCCCAAGCCGCAAGCGCAAACCGUCAGCUCAGGAGCAUAUCCUCACGAGACAGGGAACAGAUCGGGAAAUGCUGGCAUCAAAAUCCCUGAUAUGGAAGGAAUUGGAGCAACUUACCGCAGCAAUCUACGCCUUGGAUAAUUUUCAAGGGUUUGUUGAUAGCAUCAGCGAGUGAGUGGACCAAGACUUUUUGAAGUACCAUCUAAUUAACCUUUGGCCAGAAACCGCACAAACUCAACCCAUGUUCGGAAUGUGAAACGAGAACUAUCCAAGGCACUGGACCAAGUGCGUAUCGCCAUUGAUCCCCUCCUGGAUGUUGAUUUCAUGUGUCGACCGCAAGAUGAGAUGGAGGGUGUGCUGUUGAGAGAGCUACGCAAUCACUACGUGCCUGACUGCAUCCUGGGCUACAAUGCAGUGUUUUACUACGCAGGGCACGCUCUUUCGCGGGCAAACCUUGUUCAAACUAUGGAAUUGGCACAGAUUGUGGCACAAAACCCGACGUUGACCAAUGCUUUUGUGGAAAGUGGAAGAAUCCAGGAGUUGGUCAGAGUCUUUGCGUUGGACAGCCAAGCGCUUCUCCUGGCGAAUGAACAAGGAAAGGGCAAGAAGACCAAGACAGACAAGGGGAACAGUGAGAUUUGGUCGGUAUCUUGGAAGGAUCAGGGCGAAGUCGACUUGGAGGCGAUGGAUUGAGAUCUUGUGGUUGAUGUAGGCGGAACAGGCAUUGCGUGGCAUUGGAGCUGUUGAUGAUUUCUAAGAGACAAUGAUGUCGGGGCUCAUGAUCCUCUCGAGCUGAGUGUGGAGAGGAUACCAACAUGUAACCGGAACCGCUUGCCAUCUGCAAGGCACGAAGUCCAGGCAGAAUCGAAGACGCUCUGACAAUGUCUGAGUCGAAGGAAAAGGGGUCAUAGUGAGGCUGUGCUGUGAUUGUUACGAUGAAGCAAACUCAACGGUCCCCAAGGCGUUUUGGGUACGAAGGGUACGAAUCAGACUAGGUUCGGCCAAUCGGCAAUGAAUGGAUGGCACAAGUAUAAAUUAUGGAUUCACGGUUGUGUACGCAGCAGUUCAUCCGGCGGAAAGCCAUCCAAAGCAAUCAUCAGGCACCAUGGUGUCCAGCACAAGGGUAAGACCGCCUUGAUAACGAGGUUAAUUCAUCUGGAGACGCUGUUGGAUAGUAUUGGAGCUCUAAAAGAUGUGGGACACCCUCAGGCAAUCAAGAGUCUGGUGGGUCGGGGCAUACCCAGCGUAUCAAGAGAGAAUAGAGGAGGGUGCUUCAAAGGAGGAUGGAAAAGAAGAACCAGGUGGAGCUCUAUGCCGUGGCGAGUUUUGUCAUGGGAUUUGAAGAUGGUGUUGAACAAGAAUGGCAGUAAAGGAGGACUCAUGGCGGCAUAUUAUAGAAGUGAUUUCGUGGGAGGCUCCUUGACUGCAAUUAUGAAUACCUAGGUAGGUAUCUAGGCGAGAAGGGAACCAUUGAAGCGCUAUAAAUCGCGGGAAAAUGCAAAUGCUCUGUGUAGCAUUGGGUGUUAGAAUCGAA